AGUCAGGAAUAUCAUUUUUAUAGUAACUAUUACAAUAAUAUUAGUAAUAAUAAUCAUGUACUUAUAGUGAUGCCAAUUAUGAAAAAAUUAGUAGUGUAAAUUGUACAGCUUUAAAAUAUAGCAUGGUUAUCAUUACUAACAUUAUAGUAAUAAUUACUACAAAAAUAAUAUUCUACACCAUAAUUAUUUUACUAUGCAAUUAUAAUUACAGACACAACACGUUCUUCUAUCAGUGUAUUAGAGAUAUAUAGAUAAUAAGAGAGGCGCAACCAGUGUUACAAUUUUCAAUUAGUCUUUUCAGAUAUAUGUAGUGAUGGAGGGAAAGAGAAAGAUAAAAAUUCAUCUUAUAUUAGGCGCAUUAGCAAAAUCACAUAAGUGGGUCAGCAGUGACCCUAAUUUUAUUUUAAAUUUAGUAAAUGAACAGAUAUUCAAAUAUAAAAAACAAAUCAGUUUUUAAUAAUUAACGUUCAUUACUAUUACAAGAAGUAAAAACCAAAUAAAUUAAAGUAAACAUAGACUUCUCUUAUUAUUUAUUUAGGACUCUAUUACACGUUGCUGAUUUAUGCAAUUAAUAAGUAAAAUUCUGGCGAAAGGUAUUUCGUAAAGCACCAUAAUUACUCAUCAAUGAUUUCAUCUCAUGCGGGUUAUUCAUUUCGAACAGGAUUGUAGGCGACAGGGAGAGGAGAAUAAUUGUUUCGCGAUAUUCGCGCGAGGCGAUUAUUUAUUUAACACUCGUAUACGAAUGUAUCUCGGUCCUUUGGAUUUUUCAUCAACUCCAACGUAAUUCUCGCGUCGUUUCCGAAUUGAGAGAGUGCGCGGAAUAAUAUAGUGAGUUGCCGGACCGAACCGGAUUUGAGGAAACAGGGAAUACAAGCGAUAUGUAUAUAUCGACCGUCUAUUAACAAUUGAUUUGAAAUGGAAAGAACGUAAUAAUCGCCGCCUAUUCAUUUUACAGUGCAAUUAAAUAUUCCACAACGAAUUGCCCGGCACAAUUUUUACGACUUGUAUAAAGUACAUUAUAGUUAUUUACGAGAGACGUCGCUUUGUUGUUGUUCGCAGAUGAGCGCAGGUGUGAGAAGACAACGGCACCAGACGCUCUGUGGAUUCGCGUUAUCUCUCGAGACACGAUGAAUAUCAGAUGAAAGCGCUCGCGUUUCACGUACGCAAACAGUUAAUUAACUUUCGCACUCAUCGUCAACGAUAUAUCAGAAAGGUUUCGACGAUGCGGAUAUCUCGUGUUCGAAAUAUUAUCAUUUUCGUCGUAACAUUUAUUGUUAACGCGUGGCAAUUAUUUCAUUAAUUACUCCGUAUUCGAAACGUAUCUCGCGUGAACUUCGAAUUUUUCGCCUAUUAAGGAUGAGAUAUCGCGCAUAAUUUUCCCCCGGGUUGAAAAGCGUGGUGUAAUAAUCGCUCGAGCGGCGAAUAAUCUCGUUUUCUCUUCGAAUUCGCAAAUCGUCGAAUUCAAAUAAAACGGCCGUGGCACACAUUCGCCGUUUAUUAAUCUGUCUAUUUCGCGUGAUCUAUACUCCCGACCCGGAUUACACGUGCAAAACUAAAUUGCGGUUAUGUAUUUCCAUUGCGUCUUAAUUAGCCGUUAAUUCGACGUUGUCAAUUGGAUCCUGUUGCGCGGUAUCGGAAUGGCGUUGCCAAUAUUUGCAAAUUUCGAUCAUUAACGGAAACAUCGCGGGGGGGGGGGGGAUACAGUGCGGGGCGGCGUCGCGAUACGUUUAAUUAGCAGGUAACCACUGUCGCAAUUAACCGCGCAUUUCGUCAGUCAUGUAAUACAAAUUUGGCAAUUACACAUCGGCGGAUUUAUUAUUAAAAUCCUCCGUUGUUCGAGAAGCCCCGUCCGCUUCGUUAAUUCGCGGAAAUCGUUCGCGGGUCGCGAUCGCAACUUCUUUCGAUCGCCGUUUUUCCUCCGACGCGGAGCGCCGAAGUGGCAGAGCGCGCGUCGCGUGCAAUUAAUCUCGAGAGUGUCAUGCAAAGUGCCGUACGAUCGUUUAUCGUACUUUGACUAUUAGUGCGCGUACGACCGUAAUUAACUGUUUUCGUGUACGAGAGGGUUGUGUGAGUGCGCUACGACGGGACAAGCAGCGGCAAGGAAAAUGAGAAAGAAGGAGAAGGCCUGGGAGUAGGCGUCGGGUGCCGGCGGAGCGACCAUGAGUUCAACAACGCGGUUUGUGUCAUAACUUCGCUGCCGCCCCAUCGUAUUGAUAUCGAUGUGGAUGUCGAACAUGGUGCAAAAGUCGGACAACGGAAGCGACGCCGUCGGCGAGGCUGGCCGUCCCCGCGUGCACGCGAGUUCGAUCGACGACGAGUCGCUCGCUACGGCGCCCUUGACGCAUUAAAGAGGAAUUAUUGUUUGCGGAUGUGCGCCGGACGCAAUCGAAAUGUCGUUUUUCGGACGGAAAAUGGGUGGCGGCGGCGGCGGCGGGGGCGGCGGGAAUUCCGAGCACACCGGUCAUAACUUACAGGACGGUCUCUUUCAAAUUGCAUCGCAGGCUUGUCACAUCCUCGUGCAAGUGAAUAAUACGCAUAACGUUUCAUACGGAGGUAGCAAUAAUGUGAAUAACAUCGCGUAUUCGAAGUAUUCCACGGCCGGCGGCUCCACCGCUCCGACAACGUCGUCGUCGUCGACGACGAAAGGGGCGACUACCGCUAAAGCGUAUCCGAAGUACGCGGAGCAGUACAACAAGGGUCCCAACAAAGACCAGGAUGUGGUGGUGCUGUUACCGCAUCGCAAGAACAGAGCACCGCGACUCAAGCACAAAUUAUCGACCGUGUCCGAAAACGCACGGCUGGAUGUGAACUCUCCGGGAGGUGAUGACGAUUUAGACUUAUGGGAUCAGACCGGAUUUAUGUUGAGAACCGACGUGGACGAUCCUCUCACGCAUGCAAAGUGGGGCGCGCAGAAUUGGUGCAGGCCCAGUUGCAUACCAAUAACCAUCAUCCUGAUUCUGAUUGUCCUGGUCGUACUUUUGCCGCUGUUGGACCACGCGGCGGACAAGUAUCCUCUAAAUGCCACUCUAUUGGAUACGGAAUCGACGUGCAUGGAGCAUUGCAAUAUAUCCCUGGUGGAAUCUAUACCGCUGGGCUUGAGUUAUAGCAAUAAUACGGCUCAACAUGAAAGCACCUAUGAUUCUUGGAUGGAGCUCAUCGGAAUGGCGCAGAAUACUAUCGAAAUCGCAUCGCUUUAUUGGACAAUGAAAGGGGAUGAUGUGAUACCCGAUUACAGUGCUAAGAUGGGAGAACAGGUGUUCCAAUCACUGCUAGAAGCUGGGAGAGAUAGACAAAUCACACUAAAAAUUGCACAGAAUCUUCCUUCCCGCUUGUCUCCGAAUGUCGAUACGCAAAUUUUGGCUAAAAAAGCUAACGCACAGGUGAGGAGCUUAAAUUUCGCCGGAUUGUUGGGCGGUGGUGUACUUCACACGAAACUAUGGCUUAUCGAUCGCACUCAUAUAUAUGUUGGUUCAGCGAAUAUGGACUGGAGAUCCCUUUCACAAGUGAAAGAACUUGGUUUAAUGGUCUUGAAUUGUUCCUGUUUAGCAAAUGAUUACGCCAAAAUAUUUGAUGUAUACUGGAAGUUAGGCGAAGACGGUAAAGUGCCUUCCACGUGGCCAGAUUCCUUUAGCACAAAGAUAAAUAUAGAUAAUCCUAUGAACUUUACAAAUAUGGAUAAUAAGUACAAAUUAUUUAUCGCGAGUUCACCUCCGCCAUUUUCACCAAAAGGUAGAAGCAACGAUCUAGAUGCGAUUGUGCACUGUAUUGCUAAAGCGGAGAAGUUUAUUUACAUCUCUGUGAUGGAUUAUUUUCCGUUAACGAUAUAUACUGCACAAAUAAAGUACUGGCCUAUAAUAGAUAAUGCUUUGAGGGCGGCGGCAAUCGAGCGUAAAAUACAAGUGCGUCUUUUGAUCUCCAAGUGGAAACAUUCGAGACCAUCCGAAUCGUAUUUUCUUAAAUCACUGCAAGACUUAACGUACAGUUACCCUAAAGUUAGAAUUGAAGUGAGAAGGUUUAUCAUACCCACCAACUCGUCCUUAGAUAAAAUACCAUUCGCGAGAGUAAACCAUAAUAAAUAUAUGGUUACUGAUGUAACAGCCUAUAUCGGAACGAGCAAUUGGUCGGGUGAUUACUUUAUUGACACGGCUGGUAUCGGCACCGUGUUUGAAAGCGUUGGUCCUCAAAAUGAUAACAACAUAAGGCAACAACUAGAAAAUAUCUUCCAUCGUGAUUGGUAUUCCGAAUAUUCUUUCCCACUAAAUACAAACGAAACUUCUACUGAAAACUCCUGGAAUUUACCGAGAAAUUCAUAUCAACAUUCAUCAUAUGAACCUUAUAUACAUUAA
Molecule: messenger RNA, 4346 nt
Organism: Monomorium pharaonis (pharaoh ant)
Lineage: Eukaryota; Metazoa; Arthropoda; Insecta; Hymenoptera; Formicidae
Product: 5'-3' exonuclease PLD3
Exons: 13
Coding region: 2391-4346 (651 amino acids)
Molecular function (GO): catalytic activity
Source: RefSeq, a predicted model, not a curated record